Spodoptera exigua (beet armyworm) is the source of this 5083-nucleotide messenger RNA. The record is from the annotation of a GenBank genome assembly. Lineage: Eukaryota; Metazoa; Arthropoda; Insecta; Lepidoptera; Noctuidae.
CUUCCACAAAUUCACAUCUGUGCAGUGUGCACCGUGGACUGGAAGAUAUUUACUUUUAGAAAAUAGAAAUAAGUCUAAAUUAUUAACUAGUUUUACUAGUGUUAACAGUUAAAUAUUCUUAUAUUACUCGAUUUAGGUUGAGUAAGAGGAAUUGUAUUAGGAUCAUAUUUAUUUGAAGGUUCGAGAAAAGACAUAACCAUGCCGCCGAAGAAAGCAAGCGGCGGCGGCGGCGGCCCCAGUAAAAAGACAGAGGCGAAGAAAAAGGAUAAAGUUAUCGAGGAUAAGACCUUCGGACUUAAAAAUAAGAAGGGGGCAAAGCAGCAGAAGUUUAUUCAACAAGUUGAGAAGCAAGUUAAGAGUGGCGGCAUCCACCCUGCCAAGCCCAUGGAUGACAAGAAGAAAGAAAAGGAGGCCAAAAUGAAGGAACAGAAAGAGUUAGCGAUGCUUUUCAAACCAGUACAGACACAGAAAGUUGAGAAGGGUACGGACCCAAAAUCAGUGGUGUGUGCGUUCUUCAAACAGGGCCAGUGUACGAAGGGAGACAAGUGCAAGUUCUCUCACGACUUGACACUUGAAAGGAAAGCUGAGAAACGAUCCCUUUAUGUGGAUAUGCGAGAUGAUGAUGACAAUAUGGAUAACUGGGAUGAAGAUAAGCUAAAGGAAGUAGUUGAGAAGAAACACGGCGAGGGUGAUAAGCAGAGACCUACUACUGAUAUUAUCUGCAAACAUUUCUUGGAAGCUGUGGAGAAAUCAAAGUAUGGUUGGUUCUGGGAGUGUCCGUCUGGUACCAAAUGUAUAUACAGGCACGCCCUCCCGCCAGGCUUCGUACUGAAGAGAGAUAAAAAGAAACUGGAGGAGAAGAAGAAUGAGAUCUCCUUAGUGGACCUGAUAGAAAGAGAGAGGGCCGCACUAGGACCCAAUCAGACAAAGAUUACACUAGAAACCUUCCUUGCGUGGAAAAAGAAGAAGAUUAAGGACAAACAUGAUGCCCAAACGAAGGCCGAGGAGCAACGUCGCAGCGACUUCAAGGCGGGUCGUGCGGUGGGUCUGUCAGGCCGAGAGAUGUUCUCGUUCGACCCUGCGCUGGCAGCCGACGCGGACGAAGACGACGACGAGGCCGUGGACCUGGCCACCUACGGAGACGAGGAAGCAGACACCACGGAGUACAGAGAAGUGCAGUUCGACCUCAUCGCUAUGGAAGCUUCCGAGGCGGACGACACGGGCACCAAAGCGACGGAGGACAGACUACAACAAUUAGGCCAGGGUCUGUCCAAUGGUACUGGCGAUGGAGAGGACAGCCAAACCUCCAAAGAGGGAUCCCCUACCGAAGCCGCCUCCGCGGUCCCCAUCAACGAAAACCUCUUUUUAGAUGAAGAUUUAGACGAAGAACUUCAAAACUUAGACCUAGAAGACUAGUAUACAUAAUUAUAUACAAAGUGUGACGUCAUUGGACCGUUUAUGUGAUGAUAUUGGUCUAAAGGCCUUGAACAUUGGUGGCACAGGAAGAAAUUUAAUGUGAUGAAUUGAAAUUUACCUUAAAUGUUCAGUGAUUAGGGUUAAAAUUUCAAUAAUAAGCAUGUGAGUAUCAAAUCCAUGGUUGUUUUGUAGUAGAGUUGAAAUUCCAAUGAGUGUAAUAUUUAAAACUGCCACUCUCAUAGGAAUUGCAACUUUAAUACUAUAUUCUUAAGUAACUACUAUAUUCUUAAGUAACAUUUCUAUUCAGCACAAAGUUUAUUGCCGUGCCAAACAAUGUGCUAAGCCUAAAUCAUUAGAUAUAUAAAAAAAUGUAAAUGACAAAGCUAAAAGCGUCAAUUUAUUUGAAAAGUGUUAGUUGUUGGGACGGUCCCACUUUGUAUAAGUCUGUCAAAUGUUUACCGUCCCAGGUAUAAAUGAUACUACAGAAUCCUACAAACGGGCAGUUUCAUUACAACUUAUCCUACAUAAAAUACAAUCGAUUAUAAGCUUUAUUGCAUUUGCUAUAAGACGGAUGGUAGCUGAAGAGAAAAGUAAAUCAAUGUUUGCAAUUUGAUAAUUAUAGCAAUGGAAUAGAAUUUAAAAUCGAUUAACUGUACGUCGCCUUCGUUUAUUGUACGCGUUCUUACCACAGUUACACCUUAAUUUAUUAAAUAAAUAAUUAUUUAUGUGUUAUCCCACUCCGCUCAGCUUUUAUCUACCAACUUGAGAAUUUGUCUACUUUUAUUUUGAUACAGUUAUAACUGUCGAUAAAUAUUGUACAUUUAAUUUAAAGUUUAGAAAGAGACCAUCUGUCUAGUCACCGCUCAUACUGCUCAUGAUAAGGAGCUGAUAUAAAUAAAAGCUUAGAAAAAAAAACUAACACAUUAAUCGCCGCGGAGGUCACCGGUGACCGACGGUAGCGGCGGAUUUUUCUUCAAUAUUUUUCAGUCGGCAGUCAAAGGCUUAUAUAAAAUAACUACUCCCGCGCGGUUUCACUUGCUGUUCAGCUCCAUUUGACUGUAGCGUGAUGUUUUAUAGCCUAUAGCACUCAGGAACGUUGUAGCUAUCUAUCAGUGAAAGAAUUUUGACAAUCCGACCAGCGAUUCCAAAGAUUACCCCCUACAUACAAACUGACACAUUUUACCUCUUUAUAAUAUUUGUCAAUGCACCAUAUUUAUCGCCAGGUACUGUCAAUUAAAGACAUGGAUAGUCAGUUAAAUUCCCACAAAAUCAUGUCCAGUCAAUAACGAAUACAAGGACACAAGAAAAUAUGUUUUACAGUAAAUGUACAAUUAAAUGCGUACUGAAUAAAAUAUGUAUAUGAAUUUUCUUCAUAAAAACUCAAUGUAAAUGUACUGCUCAUAUAAUAAUUAAUUAAUUAAUUACUCUGUCAGCAACAAAAUAACGUAUAUUAUGUAAAUAAAAAACGUAUUUUCAACUGAAGUUUGUUUUAUUUAUUUUUAGUACAGAUACUUAUAUAUUAUUAAAGGUAAUUAACAAGUUUUUCCAGCGGCUUUGUGCUACCCAAAAAAAUACCUAUUUCAUAUUCCAGAAUAUAAUAUACUUGCUACACUCGAAGGUUUCACUCACUGCUCGGCUCCAUUUAAUCGUACCGUGAUGUCUUAUAGCCUAUAGCACUCAGGAACAUUAUAGCUAUCUAUCAGUGAAAGAAUUAUGGCAAUCCGACCAGCGGUUCCAAAGAUUACCCCCUACAUACAAACUUACAAAUUUUACCUCUUUAUAAUAUUAGUAUAGAUAUAGAUUACUGUGCAAACUUUCUUCAAACAACAUUUUACAUUGUUAACAAUAGUUUUUACGUGAAACAUAACAAACAUGCGUACCUAUAUAUAUAUAAUAUUAGUUGGAUAUGUUAAUUUAAAUGCUAAAGGUAAGAAAAUAUGGCAGCUUUUAUAAUUAUAUCUCUGUGGCAUUCCCAAAAACUAUAUUGGUUUCCAUAAGUAUUAUUAUAAUAAUAUUUAAAAUUUAUCUAUUGCUGUUUUCGAGCUUGCUGUAAAAUGUAUACACAUUUCACGUGCAUAGCUAAACUAUGUAUAAAAAUCGAUAAAAAAUAGACAUACACAUAGAUAUGCGUUCUUUUAAACACUACUUAGGUAUAGAGGCUUAGCUCAUAGUACCUAAAUAAAAAUAAUAACUAUACUUUGAUCUGCAUAUGUAUUUCGUUCAUCCUUUUGAACAUAAGGCACAUUGAAAGGCAUUUAAGGCACUCUAAUACACUAUUUAAUUUUAUCGGGAUAAUGACGUAAACAAAUUAAUCCGUUACUUAUUUUGUUAUAUCAUACAAAUGCACCUAAUCAUUUUUAACAUGUCAUAAUUUUCUAAUUGUCGUUAUCCCUAUUUUAUUUAUGAUAAUAGGGUGCCCAGGAUGGCAAAUUAGCAGUACUUAUAAUCCGGUUGUAGGAACCACUGAAUUUUGAAGGUUGGUGAUAGAAAACAAAAUAGUUUACUUAGGUAAUUUCCUUCGUCCAUGGAGGAAAGGGGAUCGAUAGUUCUCACCAAAGCUGUUAAGCGUAACUUUUUGGAGCUCGAGGGUGACAGAUCGGCAGAUUUCUUAUAUGAACUUUCGAAUGACGAAACUGCACGUAUUACUUAUAUUUUUUAUCCUCCCUAUUACUUAUAUUUUUUAUCCUCCCUAUUACUUAUAUUUUUUAUCCUCCCUAUUACUUAUAUUUUUUAUCCUCCCUACCCUUCUGACUAUAUUAGUUAUUUGGUUGGUGUAAGUAUAUUCAUCAGUAUACAAAGUAUUCCCCAUAAUAUGAUAAUCUAACGCAUUGGAGUUACAAAUAUCCUGUCUUGGGCUCCCCUACUAUAAAACUUAUUUAAUUUUCGAUUGCCAACCAUCUUGCAGGGUUUUCUAUUGUAAUCAUAUCAAUCAGUUCUUGCGAGAAACCCUUAGAUUUCAUCUUUGGCAGGACGUUGUUUAUGAUGUGUGCGUAGCCGUGACCCCCGAAUUUAGUCUGUGGGGAAAAUAAACAGUUAAUAAAUUAAUGAAGCUAAAUCUGAAGGCAGAAUGUACAUGAGUCGUGUCGCUCCAGAAGCCAAUUGGUUUCAUAGAUUUACUAUGGUUACAAAUGGAAUAUAAUGAACAAUUGGUACGGUACCUAUCACGAAUAAUAGAAGUAUAAAUAAUAAAUAAUUAAAUAUAAUAGAUAUGACUGGUUUUAACAAGGUCGUGGCCAUUCGAGUAAGUUACCUACUAAGGUACCUACCAAUGUGCUUUGUGUAUAACACAAAGCACAGCACAGUAAGAUUGUCAAACAUACAAGGCCCUUACUACAACACCUUUAAAGUUGAUAAUUUAUAAUCAGAUACAGCCAGUGCCGUAUUAAAUAAAAAUCAUCGCUAUCACAUGCUGUUAACGUUCAAAAUUCUAUUAAAUAAUUGACCCUUUGCUCACCAGUCUGUGCUUCGUAUGAAUGUCGUGGGACAUUAAUAUCCUAUUUCCUCUGCCCUCUUUCACAAGUGCUGCUAUCUUUUGUAUUCUUUGGGCGUCGCUUAGCAUGUCCGUUGUUACUUCAAGUUGGUAGUAGGACACUUCUGUGCCAAACAAAUCAAACUGGCAAUAUGUGCCUAGCUGAGAAAAUUCCAACAAAAUGUCGUCCUCUACCAG